AUGCUACUGAACUACUGAAAUUCACACCGUGCAAUAAUCUCCUUUAAUUUAAUAAUUCUAGUACCCUGUAUUUUGUUCUCAAAACUUGCUGGUGAAAAUGGAGGCAUACAGAAAGAGCCACAGAGGGUCGUCCAUGAGAGGAAAAUCCUUGCCUUUCUAUAGAAAUGCACCAAAAUUAGCUUCCUCAACCACCGUGCAAUACACAACAACAGCUUCAGAUAUUAAGACAAAUCACUAUUCUUCUUCUCCUGCCUCAGUAGGGUUCGUUGUCCACGAGGACUAUGCAACCACAAAGCGAAAUCCGAAGCUUCGCAUUGUGGUUGCAGACAGUAGGAGCAAUUUGGAUGAGUUGUAUCGCCAGCCAGCCGAUGAAAGCGUGGACACCAAAGCUGAAAUAUAUAUUGCUAUGGUUCAGAAACGUUUGAUGCUUGAGCGAUAAAAACACAUAAAGCAAAUAAUGUGAAUUUCAUGCUUAAGAAAUCCGGUCAUCUAUCAAUUGUUAUUAGUUGCUAUAUGUAUUUUAGUAGCAUUUAAUAAAUAUUAGUACCUUUUUUAAUUUGGGCCAAUUUUUUGGCACUCUGUAGAGAUAAUUAUGCUAUGCUGUAAUAAUUAAGUAUGCUAAUGUUAACUAGUAGUAGUUUGUUUGGCUUAUAUAUAUGAACACGUUUGGCAAAUUAAAA
Messenger RNA from Glycine soja, 680 nucleotides. RefSeq lists its product as uncharacterized. Lineage: Eukaryota; Viridiplantae; Streptophyta; Magnoliopsida; Fabales; Fabaceae. The record is from RefSeq and is a predicted model, not a curated record. The transcript has a single exon. The coding region runs from base 98 to 439 and encodes 113 amino acids.